Messenger RNA from Copidosoma floridanum, 1305 nucleotides. Its product is annotated as cytoplasmic dynein 2 light intermediate chain 1. The record is from RefSeq and is a predicted model, not a curated record. Gene Ontology annotation, molecular function: dynein heavy chain binding. Lineage: Eukaryota; Metazoa; Arthropoda; Insecta; Hymenoptera; Encyrtidae. Gene Ontology annotation, biological process: intraciliary transport involved in cilium assembly; intraciliary retrograde transport. Gene Ontology annotation, cellular component: axoneme; ciliary basal body; cytoplasmic dynein complex.
UAUUUUACUAAAUCUUUUGUUAAAGAUUGUUUAUUGUUACGUUAUUAAUGUACAUACAUUUCUAUAGAUAAAAAAAGUAUUAUUAUGAAAGAGACAUUACAUCGUGUAAAAUUCUUAUUUAACAAAUUUUAUUUGGAGCGUGAAUAGGAGGAUAGAGUUGCUAUGACGACAAACAUGAAAACAGAUGGAUGUACCACUUUUAUCUUGCAAGUGCUAUUGUAUUGUUGGCUUUUAUGUUUUGUUAUUUCUCUGCACCUGACUUUAUUUUUUGUUUCUGACAUGUCUGGCAAAGUAGUAAAUCGAGAGAAUACCAGAGAGUUAGCCUUGAAAAUUGCCACAGAAGAAGAAAAACGAAGAAAAACUGAUCCUACUGAAAGUCACGAAAAGUCACUCAUCAUCGUUGGAAGUAAAGAAGUGGGAAAAACGACUAUGAUUUACAGAUUUUUAGAAAAAGAAGAUACACCCAAGGCAACCCUUGCCAUGGAUUAUUCUUACGGGAGAAAAGCUGGAAAAAGUUUAAUAAAGGAUGUGGUGCACGUGUGGGAAAUCGGUCAUCUGACAUCGUCCUUGGUGGCAACUGCAAUGUCAGGCUCUGCCCUCAGUCAUUCGCCGUAUCACACAACGAUCCUGAUAGUGCUCGAUCUAAGUAAGCCGGAAAUCCUUUGGAAUUCCUUGGAAGAGUGCCUCGACGCUCUAAGGAAGGCCAUGAAAAUAAGCUACUCGGACGAAUUGGUGCGGGAAAUGCUGGAGCAGAAGAAAAAGACAUUAAAAGAGCCGACGGCCGAUCUGUUCCCAAUGAAGGUGUGCCUGAUCGGGGGCAAGUACGACGCGUUCCGAGAGUUGCACGUCGACGACCGCGAGCUCGUGGGCCAAGUACUAAGAGCGACCGCUCACACGUUGGGCGCGGGUCUACACUACCACUCGGCCAAGGACGCUCACCUGCUGCGCAAGACCAAAGAGCUGCUCUCGCAGUACGGAUUCCGGGGCCAAGUCGCAAGGGCGAGCGUGACGGACUACGAGAAGCCGCUUUCGGUGGUCGCGGGCAGCGACUCCUUCGACGCGAUAGAUCUGGGGUACUCCGUUGGAAAGCCCACCACGACUUUGGACGCCAUCGGGCAGAUCUACGUGACCCGCUUCCCCCAGGACUCUGGGGAGCCCGGGGCCGGCGUCGACGAGUCGAGCCAAGAAGCCGCCGAGCCGCUCGUCGAUCGGUUGCGGCUUCAACGCGAGCAAGAAAUCAGCGUUCUGUUACGCCAAAUGCUCGAGGCCCCAAGUACCAACAUCCCGGUUCCUGAGCCUUACUGA